Phytophthora nicotianae INRA-310 is the source of this 993-nucleotide messenger RNA. RefSeq lists its product as hypothetical. Bases 36 to 554 code for a protein of 172 amino acids. Gene Ontology annotation, cellular component: UDP-N-acetylglucosamine transferase complex. NCBI's taxonomy places the organism in Eukaryota, Oomycota, Peronosporomycetes, Peronosporales, Peronosporaceae. The record is from RefSeq and is a predicted model, not a curated record. Gene Ontology annotation, biological process: dolichol-linked oligosaccharide biosynthetic process. The transcript is spliced from 2 exons.
GUACGUACCCCUUAUCGAUUUGACGAGGCACAGCUAUGGAGCUGCUGGGACUGUUGCUACGUCUCUUUAACGCGCUGUUCCUGGUGGCUGGACUGCUCGCUCUGCGCGUCUGGCAGGUUGUCGUUCCGCAGCGCGUGAAGGCGCCGAUCUCCAGCUACUCGAAGCCGUUUUUCCACCAUCAGAACGCGACCAAUGACAAGAAAAAGAAGCGCCAGAUCCGCGUCAUGGCUGUGCUGGGCUCUGGCGGCCACACGACGGAGCUGCUGAAGCUCAUGAAGAGGCUCAAGAGAGAGAUCUAUACACCCAUCACGUUCGUAGUGGCCGAGACGGACAAAACUAGCCAGACCAAGACCGAACUGGACUGGAAGCCCAACGACAAAGACUCUUUUGCCAUUAUCCCUCGUAGUCGAGAGGUAGGGCAGUCGUGGUCGUCUACGGUGUGGACUACGCUGCGCUCGUUCCAGUCGUGUCUUGGUCUGGUAUACAACCAUCGUCCGCAGUUGGUGCUCUGCAAUGGACCCGGUACGUUGCCAAAAAGAGUGAAAGUGUUAUAGGUUAUUAUUGAGUGAUUGAACUCCUGUUCUGGCUGCUUGCAGGUACUUGCAUCCCGAUCUGUGCGGCAGUGCUGCUGUUCCGCGUGUUGGGUAUCCAGACGGACUCAAGGAUCAUCUUUUGCGAGAGCUUCGCACGCGUGCAGCACUUGUCCCUCACUGGUAAAUUGCUUUACUACGUGGCCGACGAGUUCGUCGUGCAAUGGCCUCAGUUGCAGACCAAGUAUCCACGCACAAGACACUUAGGUGUCAUUUGCUAGAGUAGCUGCUACCAGUACGAAAAAACCCUAAGUAUGGACUGCUGAGUGAUCUUAGAUACAAUGCGCCAUCGUUACACAUGCAGCGAGGUCCUGCACAAGCGCUCUCGUCGCUGCUUAAUGCUCAGUUUUAAGUCCAAAUUAGCUAACUUUAAUGUCGUGGAGUCGCUACGCACGCAACGUCU